AGAUUACUGAUAAUCCAGUGUGUGCUCUACUGCUGUGAUCCUCACUGUCUACCACUGACAGUCCACAGAAGACCAUCCUAUGUCUCACAGCUCUGGAGCCAAGACAUCUAGCACCCCAGAACAUGAUGUGGCCAAGGGCCACACUGGGGCAAGAAGCAAAGGUGGGGGAGAAGACGGGGGAAAGAAGGGAACAACAGCACAUCAUGAAGGAGACAAAAAGAGCCUAAGCGGAGGUGGAAGCCAUGAGAAAAAGAGCCCUCACCAUGCUCACAGUGAAGGACAUCAUGCAAAUAGCAAAGGCCAUGAAAAAAAGAGCCCUCAUGGAGGGCAUGAUAAUGGGCAUCAUGUCACAGGAAGAGGUCAUCACAAGGGCAAAAGGGUCAGUGAUAGCCAGAGCAUCACAACGAAGACUUACUCACCCUUCCUAAAUUCCCUCUUCAGCAAGGAGAGAGAUUUGUCUCCAGAGGAGAUGGAUGAAUUAUAUGCUGCCUUUUUGGAGUUUGAUGCAGACCAAGAUGGCUUUAUCGGUUAUAAAGAGUUGGGUGAAUGCAUGAGGACAAUGGGUUACAUGCCAACUGAGAUGGAACUAAUAGAGAUCUCCCAGCACAUAAAGAUGAGGAUGGGAGGUCGUGUCGACUUUGAAGAUUUUGUAGAGCUCAUUGGUCCAAAGAUGCUGGCAGAAACAGAAAACAUGGUGGGUGUGCGAGAGCUGAAGAUUGCUUUCAAAGAAUUUGAUAUGAAUGGAGAUGGCCAUAUUAGUGGACUAGAACUCAGUGAUGCUGCACAGAGUUUCUUAGGAGAACAGCUGAAUCCCAGUGAAGUUCAGGAGAUCAUCCAUGAUGUAGACCUUAAUGGAGAUGGCAGAGUUGACUUUGAUGAGUUCGUUAUGAUGCUGUCAUCAAGAUAACACUGGUUGAAGUUACAGAAGUCAAGCUUCCAAUGACACUGAAUGUUCACCACGUAAUAGCACUCAAUGUUUGUAAUAAAACCUCUUAUUUACUAAAUUAAACAGUUACAAAUAAAAAAAAGAAUUAAAUUAAAAA
Messenger RNA from Rana temporaria (common frog), 1043 nucleotides. Its product is annotated as calcium-binding protein 2-like. Lineage: Eukaryota; Metazoa; Chordata; Amphibia; Anura; Ranidae. The transcript has 6 exons. The coding region runs from base 80 to 907 and encodes 275 amino acids. Gene Ontology annotation, molecular function: calcium ion binding. The record is from RefSeq and is a predicted model, not a curated record.